AUGGUUCGGUCCCGUUGUAUAAAAUGGUACUUUAAUCAACCUCCUCCUCGGGAUGACAGAUAUCUAAUACUCCUAAAGAUUUGUCAGCAGACGGGCUGGUCUGGGCAACCCAUCAAGACCCACGAUACUGGUGGUGACCCUGCACUCCGAUUAAAACCCGUCGAAGACCACCGACGUCUUCGAAUUACGUUCAACGGCUCAGUUUCCGAUGUUCUACCUUGGAAAUUCACACCUCAGCAACGCGAAGUUCGAGUGCUACCGGGUGAGACAGCUUUGGCAUUCUAUACAGCUACGAACAAGAGCGAUGCAGACAUAAUUGGUGUGGCGACAUACUCGGUGACUCCGGCGCAGGUGGCACCCUACUUCAGCAAGAUUCAAUGCUUCUGCUUCGAAGAACAAAGACUGAACGCAGGAGAGACGGUAGACAUGCCAGUGUUCUUCUUCAUCGACCCCGAAUUCGUCAAAGACCCGACGAUGAGAAAUAUCGAUACCAUCACCUUGAGUUAUACUUUCUUCAAGGCCAGAUAUGACAAGAACGGCGUCCUGACCACCGUUCCUUUGGCGAUGGCGGCUGCUUAG
Exophiala aquamarina CBS 119918 is the source of this 579-nucleotide messenger RNA. RefSeq names its product cytochrome c oxidase assembly protein subunit 11. Gene Ontology annotation, cellular component: mitochondrial inner membrane. The record is from RefSeq and is a predicted model, not a curated record. The transcript has a single exon. The coding region runs from base 1 to 579 and encodes 192 amino acids. Gene Ontology annotation, molecular function: copper ion binding. NCBI's taxonomy places the organism in Eukaryota, Fungi, Ascomycota, Eurotiomycetes, Chaetothyriales, Herpotrichiellaceae.